CUUCAAGCAUCCACGCUGCAUGCAACCCGGGGAUUUAAAGUAGUAUUAGACAAGUCACAGAAUCCGCUGGUAUGGAUUUGACGCGCAGAUGUCCUUAGGAGUGCGCAGGCGCGCCACCACGUCUCCUCCUUCUACCUGAGGGGAGCGCACCUUGAUCCAACGAGACGGAAGUUUUGUGGGGAAAGAAGACGGCGGAAUCUGUUUUCUGUCUCCACGCGCAAAGUUCGUGUGUAGUUCAGGCGACAAACGAGAGAAGCUCAAGUCAAAGCAGGGAUGCCAUGUGUUGAACUGUGAAGGGAGAUUUUUAAGAGAAACUUUCAACCAUAACCUGUGUGGUUCAGCGACUCAUGCUGAAUCUCAAUCCCAAGGCCGCCUGCUCUCCAUUAAGGAAUGACAGCUCUCCGCAGACUGCUCCGGAGGCGACUGCACCCACUUAAACUGGUGGUCGUGGCCCUCGUCUUUGUCACGUUUGUCUUCUUCAUACAAUGGGAGGUGGGGAGCCCGAGCCAGCAGGAGGAGCCCUGGCUGAAGGAAAUGGCAGUGAAGCGGGACUCCAUGCUGGGCAUGGUGAUGGGAGCUGUCAAUAACUUCAAGGACGUCAUGCCAAAGAUGCAGAUCAGAGCCCCCGUGCGUCAGCAGGACACGGCCGACACCGCGUCCUGUCUGCCAGGUCACUACACCGCCGCUGAGCUCAGGCCAGCCCUGGAGCGGCCACCUCAGCACCCUCUUGCUCCCGGAGCUUCGGGGAAACCUUUCCACACGGAGUCGCUGAGCCCAGAGGAGCAGAAGGAGAAGGAGCGGGGAGAAGAGAAGCACUGCUUUAACCUGUUCGCCAGUGACCGCAUCUCCUUAAGCAGAGACCUGGGUGCAGACACAAGACCACCAGAAUGUAUCGAGCAAACCUUCAAGCGGUGCCCCCCCCUGCCGACCACUAGUGUGAUAAUUGUGUUUCACAAUGAGGCUUGGAGUACCCUGCUGAGGACGGUGUACAGUGUCCUCCACACCUCCCCGGCCAUUCUCCUCAAGGAGAUCAUCCUGGUGGACGACGCCAGCGUGGAUGAUGCGCUGAAGGACGGGCUGGACGAGUAUUUGAGGCAGCUGAGCAUUGUGCAAGUCGUGCGCCAGCGAGAGAGGAAAGGACUCAUCACUGCUCGGCUGCUCGGCGCCUCCGUGGCCACUGGUGACACGCUCACCUUUCUGGAUGCCCACUGUGAAUGCUUUAAUGGGUGGCUGGAGCCUCUGCUUGCAAGGAUUGCGGAGAACUACACGGCGGUCGUCAGCCCUGACAUCACAACUAUCGAUCUGAAUACCUUUGAGUUCAUGAAGCCGUCCCCAUAUGGCCAGAACCACAACCGGGGUAAUUUUGACUGGGGCCUGGCUUUUGGCUGGGAGAGUCUUCCAGAUCAUGAGAGACGGAGGAGGAAAGAUGAAACAUACCCGAUCAAGACUCCCACAUUUGCUGGCGGACUCUUCUCCAUCUCAAAGGAAUAUUUCUACCAUAUUGGAAGCUACGAUGAAGAAAUGGAAAUCUGGGGUGGGGAGAAUAUUGAAAUGUCCUUUAGGGUGUGGCAGUGUGGAGGACAGCUGGAGAUCAUCCCUUGCUCCAUUGUCGGUCAUGUUUUCCGCACCAAGAGCCCUCACACCUUCCCCAAGGGAACACAAGUGAUUGCUCGGAACCAGGUACGACUGGCCGAGGUGUGGAUGGAUGACUACAAGGAGAUCUUCUACCGGCGACACCAGCAAGCUGCGCAGAUCGCAAACGAUAGGACAUUCGGAGAUACCUCCAAACGCUUGGAGCUCCGGACACGGCUGCAGUGCAAAGACUUCUCCUGGUAUUUGAAGAACGUUUAUCCAGAGGCCUUCAUCCCCGAUCUCAACCCACUUCGCUUUGGCUCUUUGAAAAAUGUGGGCAAAGACGCAUGUCUGGACGCCGGAGAGAACAAUGAGGGGGGGAAAGAGCUGAUCAUGUACCCAUGUCACGGACAAGGAGGAAACCAGUAUUUCGAGUACUCCACGCAUCGAGAGAUUAGACACAACAUCCAGAAGGAGCUGUGUUUGCAUGGGGGUGUGGUGGCGGUGAAGCUGGAAGAAUGCCAGUUAAAGGGCAGGAAAACGGUCGUAGGACCAGAGCAAAAAUGGGAACUGAAGGAUAACCAGUUAUUCUACAUUCCAGGACUGAAUAUGUGUCUGAGUGCCCGUCUUAUGCAUCCCUCUCUCGCCGUGUGUAAUCCCUCAGACAGAUACCAGCUCUGGUCGUUUGUCUGAGUGUGGAAAACGACCACUUUACCAAUAGCUUAUUUGUAUGCAGAAGCAUACUAGGUCACUGAGUACACCGUAAUGUAUGCAGCUCAUUUUUUUUAGAUCAAUAACAAGGAGUUUUAAUUUAUUUUUUAUAUGUAGAAGAACUGAACUACUGCUGCUGCUGCUGCUGCUGCUGCUGCUGCUGGAAGGUUUUGACUUUGGGACAAAUGCAGUGUUUCACUGUUGGAAGGAAGCAUUGAAACGAUGCCCCACGUAGACUGAACUGAGCUUCAUAGAGCAGUUAAGAUGCACUGUGUUGACAAGUUCCUCUUUUGUGUUCGAGAUGUUUUCGCCUUCAACACACACACGCAAACACACAGUGUUAGGUUACAGUAAAUAAAGCCAACGCAUA
Molecule: messenger RNA, 2653 nt
Organism: Solea solea (common sole)
Lineage: Eukaryota; Metazoa; Chordata; Actinopteri; Pleuronectiformes; Soleidae
Gene: galnt3
Product: UDP-N-acetyl-alpha-D-galactosamine:polypeptide N-acetylgalactosaminyltransferase 3 (GalNAc-T3)
Exons: 12
Coding region: 391-2265 (624 amino acids)
Cellular component (GO): Golgi apparatus
Source: RefSeq, a predicted model, not a curated record